AUGGGCCAAGAUCUGGUUUCAUUUUCACCCCUCUCCUCUCUCUCACGCCUAACAAAGGGGGUCUCGGCAUACCGAUUCCCAACUUCGUUUUUGCGGGUGAAUCCCCUACAGGCGCAAGAGGUGACUUCUCUGUUCGGGUUCUCUCCCCCAUGCUCUGCUUCAUCCGUGAAUGCUCUGUGGACGCAAGCUGCAGUAGAAGAAAUUUCUGCACCGACCCUAUCGAUAGAUCUGGUCCCGUAUGUGCCCCUCUCCCCUCGCUCACUCCUAGCAAAGGGGAUCUCAGUGUUUCGGUUCAGAUCUGCGCUGCUGUGGGUGAAUCCCGUGCUGUCGCAAGAGUCAGCUUCUUUGUUCAGAUUAUCGCCCCCAUGCUCUUCUUCAUCCGUGGAUGCCCUUCGGGCGCAAGCUGCAGCAAAAUAUGUUUGUACUCCGACCCUGUCAACAGCAUCUCUUGUCCCGGUCUGCUUCGGGAUGAGGGGCUUUUGGUCGAAAAUAAACCUGUUGCGGUCUUGCCAUAUACUCCACAAGGUCGAUGCAAUCUGAUUAAACUUUGAGGAACUUUUUGGA
Molecule: messenger RNA, 564 nt
Organism: Eucalyptus grandis
Lineage: Eukaryota; Viridiplantae; Streptophyta; Magnoliopsida; Myrtales; Myrtaceae
Exons: 3
Coding region: 1-540 (179 amino acids)
Source: RefSeq, a predicted model, not a curated record